This is a messenger RNA of Nyctereutes procyonoides (raccoon dog), 4643 nucleotides long. RefSeq names its product ankyrin repeat domain 45 (gene ANKRD45). The record is from RefSeq and is a predicted model, not a curated record. The transcript has 6 exons. The coding region runs from base 100 to 882 and encodes 260 amino acids. Gene Ontology annotation, molecular function: protein binding. NCBI's taxonomy places the organism in Eukaryota, Metazoa, Chordata, Mammalia, Carnivora, Canidae.
GCAGCGCUCGGGGCGGCGCCACCGCGCACGGGUGCGCCGUCGCCAUGGUAACCGCGGAAGCCGGGGGCCUGGGGAGCGCCUCAGGUAUUUUUGGUGUUAAUGGAGCCAGAAGGACCUUCUGAAUCAGAGAGUUCAGAAAAGUCAAUAUUUUUCUCACAGCAAGAAGAAGAAGAAGAGGAAGAAGAAGAAGAAGAAGAAGGGAAAGAACCAGAGGAAACAGGCACUGUUAAUCCUCUCUUACAACCUGCUCUCACAGGGGAUGUAGAAGGUUUGCAGAAGAUUUUUGAGGAUCCUGAGAACCCUCAUCAUGAACAGGCCAUGCAGCUACUCUUGGAAGAAGACAUCGUUGGGAGAAAUUUGUUGUAUGCGGCUUGCAUGGCUGGGCAAAGUGAUGUGAUUAGAGCUUUGGCAAAGUAUGGUGUGAAUCUGAAUGAAAAAACCACCAGAGGUUACACACUCUUACACUGUGCUGCAGCCUGGGGUCGUUUGGAAACUUUGAAAGCACUAGUGGAGUUGGAUGUUGAUAUAGAAGCUCUGAACUUCCGAGAAGAAAGAGCUCGAGAUGUUGCUGCUCGGUAUUCCCAGACUGAGUGUGUUGAAUUCCUGGACUGGGCAGAUGCAAGACUGGCUCUGAAAAAAUAUAUUGCAAAGGUCUCCACAGCUGUUACAGAUACAGAAAAGGGACCAGGAAAACUCUUUAAGGAAGACAAGAAUACCAUCCUCACUGCAUGCCGUAUAAAAAAUGAGUGGCUGGAAACCCAUUUGGAAGCUUCCAUUAACGAGCUUUCUGAGCAGAAACAACAAUUGGAAGAUAUUGUGACUCCUAUCUUCACAAAAAUGGCAACACCAUGUCAAGUGAAAAGUGCCAAAUCUGUAGCCUAAGCCAUGGUCCGAAAAGAAGUCAAGAUCAUACCUCCUACUGAACGUAUAUUUUAUAAAAGACCACACUUCCAUCUAGUAUUUAUAAAAGCAAACUUACUCAAUAUGCCAAUUGAAGUUACGAAAAUAGAUGUGGGAUUUUAUAAAAAGGUUUAAAUAUGAAAUUAAAUCACCUUGCUUUUGUUUUACCUGAUUCAGCAUGGCUUAAGUCCAGGCACUGUGGCCAUGCCUCUGCUCCAAGUGAAGUUCCAUAUGAGUUCCACAUGCUCUUUCCAGAGAGCUCUGGGGUACCAAUCACUCACCACAGCUCUUUGGAAGCUCUAACGUCUGUAUAAGGAAUCCAACAAUUUUCUGUGUCACUGAGGCAUUCUAUUAAAUGGAGGAAUUCUAUUAAAAAAAAAAGACAUAUUAGCUAUUUCCAGAGGAAAAAUAUGUUCUCCCUCUUUCAAAGGAAAGCUGUAGGAUGCCAUUCUGGAGCAAGGAAAUGUUAAGAGGGGUUUAGAUUCACACUCCUCUUCUUGCGUAACAAUUACUUUCUAUGUCUAAAUUAAAAUGUACCUGUGAGGUGAGAUUUAGUCUUUUAGUGAAAAAUUUCUCAUUUGUCUUUAAUCUCUGCCUCCUCUUCUCUCUCUCUCUCUUCCUCCCUCCCUGCUCCCCCCCAACACUUAGAUUUCCCCUAUUCUAUAGGUUUGGUAAAAUAGAUAUCUUAGUAGGGCUCCAUGCUAUCUUUCUGUCUGUUCUGUUUUAUACUUCUUAGGUUUUAAAUAUUAUUGCUGACUUCCUAUUAGCGAUUUGGAAUGUCUUUUUUUUCCUAGUUUGUCUAUAAGCCUUCCAUUACUGAACCUUCCAUUACUCUGAUUUUGUAAAAAAAAAAAAUUUAUAGAAAGAACAUGUUUUUAAAAACCCCCACAUUUAUUUGUUGUUCGUAUGACUUUCUCUUUUGUCCUACCCUGAAAGCUAGUUUUUUUCACUAUAGAGAAGAAGGAAAAGAAAUAAGCAAUUCAGUAAUUCCUUGUCAGUUGACACUUUCUCAAUCAUGGUUUUGAGAUUACAUUGUUUUAAAUUUGUAUCACAAAUUUUUAAGUUUUGAGAUCAUUUUUAUGUAUGAGCAAAUAGUUUCAGUUGCCUUAAGCAAAAGAAUAGAGGAGUAGUUGUCACUGCCCUCUGGUAGACCCAGUGGUAUUUACAGAGGAGCCCUACAGAGAAGGUCUGUCCGUGAUUGCUCUGUUUUCUUCCUGCUGCGUGCUGCCAGAAGUCCAUUAUCUUUAAGCACUCUAGUAACUUGGGACAAGGCUAGUUGCCAUUUUUACUGUUUCUGCUCUAACUUUACAUUUCCUGAGCCUUGAUCUUGAAUAUGACGUGACGUCCCAGGUGUGUGGUCCUGGUAAUUAGGAGAGGAUUCCUGAAUCUCACUUAAAAGAUUCCUAGAGAAGACUUAGACACUUGUGGACAUGCCUAGUACAAAAUAAAUCCCUCUCUCCUUUGUUUAUCUGUCAGUCCUUAUCUUCAAACUUCUUGAAGCUUUUGAUGUUUAUAAUAAUAUUGUUCUCUGGAAACUCCUUAAUUGGCACCUUUAUGUCAUUAUGGUUACUUUAUUUUCUUAACAAUCUCCUUUUCUAACUCCUUCACUAGCUUUUGCAGUCUGAAUGUGCUAGUAUCCCCCCAAAAUUCAUAUGUUAAAACCUAAUGUGAUAAUGUUAGGAGGUGGAGCCUUUGGGAGGUGAUUAAAAAAAUGUUCAUGAGGGUAAGGCCCUCAUGAAUGGGACUAGGCUCUCCUUAUGAAAGAGACCUCCAGACAGUUACUUGCCCCUUGCACCAUGUGAGGUUAUAGAGAAAAGACAGCCAUCUAGGAGGUGGGCUCUCACCAGACACUGAAUUUUCUGGCACCAUGUUCUUGGACUUCCCAGCCUCCAGAACUGUAAGAAAUAAAUGUUGUUUAUAAAGUGCCCAGCUGAUGGUCUUUUGUUAUAGCGGCCCAAACUAAGACACCACCUCCUAUUCUUCAUCUUGCCUCCAGCAAUGGAAACUACUCAAAAGUCAGUCCUAUCUUACAAUUUUAUAUAUCAGUUAUACCUCAAUAAAGCUGAAAGAAAAGCACCAAUUCUGACCCUUGGCAAAGCAGUCUGUAAUUCUCCAUCCCAUGGUCUUUUCUAUCCCCAGCGUUAGGAAGCCCUGAUCCCUCCCUUUUUAGGGCAACCAUAGUGCUAAUAGCCACAUAGACAUUCUAUUUAAUUGUUCACAUGUUUGUCUCCCUAUGUGAAUUGUGAACUUUUUGAAGGUAAGGGAUUUGUAAUGUUUUUCUUCAUACCUCAAGAGCCUAUAUGAUAGUAAGUAAAUAACAGUUGAAUAAAUUCUCUUUUGGCACUACUUUAUUCAAGGAGCUCAUUGGUCUUCAUUCAUCUAUAGAACUUAUUCACCUUUCUAAAAACGACUCCUGAACCCUUCUCUCCAUAUCUUGCUCAUGCCAGUGCUCCAUUUUAGCUCCCACUCCUCCAGUAGACCAACUGCAUGUACACGCAGCAUUACAACUAUAUAUCCAGUUUCCCCUGUAACCUUCUGUUUGCUGAUCUUCACCUUAAAUGCCACACUACUUUUUAGGCAUGUGAACCUGGUGCUUACCAAGGGAUUCCGGGAUCUCACUUCAAAGAUUCCAUUGAUGUGAGGAUAUAGUACUUCUUAUAAUCUGUUGUUGCAUUGAUCUGUUGCUCUUAUACAUAGGAGGGUUAAAAUGCCCGUAUGCUUUGAGUUUGAGCUAUUACAUAGGUACCUGUAGGGUGUGUUCUGAACACUCACAAAGUAAUUAUUAUUUCAGUUUUCAUACUAGUAAAUUAAAUCAUUUUAUUUGGGAAGUGGUCAAGCAAAGGCUAAAUUCAGUGCUGUGGUGAACUCUACACAGUGGUUCCUGAGACUUGUGUAUUUUGAUUGGAAAAAUGUGAAAAAAUGGAGGAGAUUGAUAUGACAUUAUUAAGAAAACAGCUACUAUCUGCUCUUACUAUCAUUUAAUAAAAGACAUUUUGAUAUCAGAAAAGAAGGGAAGGAAUGAUUUCAUUGUAAGGCUCUGCCCUUUAAAUUGACUAAAUUAAAAAAAAUAAAUUGACUAAAUUAAGCUUUAUUAUGGACUUUUAUAUUUCUCUCAUUUUGCCAUGUAUGAUGGAACUUUUGUCAUGAAUCACCACUGGUUUAUGGUCCAGCCUUUGAGAACAACUAUCUAGACUGAGAUGAGGCAGCAGAAUGCUAUUUAGGUUAACAUGAUGCUCUAAGUUGUAAAGUGCUAACAAUACACUCUGAUCUAAUAUGUGAAACAUUGUAUUCUCCAAGUUGGCCACAUUUCCUGUCCUACUGCUCUUACAAUGUGAUCAUGACCUUCCUCAUAGAGAAAGGUAGAUCUCUGUUCUCUCUUGAAUCUAGGCAGCCCUGUGAUUAUAGUUGAAGUAAUACUAUGUGAUUUCCAUAGAUCAUAAAAAGUGAUGCAGUCUCCAGUUAGUUCUUUUGAGAUGCUCAGUCUUGGAAACCAGUUUGUGUGGAGAGUCCCAUAUGGACAGAAACUGAGGCCCCCAACCUGAAGCCCUGUUUGAGCUCCAGCUCCAGCUAGCUCCAGCUAGCAGUCACCACCGACCUGCCAGCCAUAUGAGUGAACCAUCUUGGAAGUGGAUCCUCCAAUCAAACCACUGCAGCCAGUGCUCUAUGGAGCAAAGACAAGCCUUUUGUGUUGAGUCCUGUCAAAAUUGUAGAUUUCAGCUAAAUAAAUAAUUGUUGUUUUAACC